CAACUGAAGCUUUAUUGACUGCGCUCAAACCUCAAAACCUCUUGUGUACAAAAAUUAUAGAUGCGUUCCUUGGGUGAAUGUAGAAGUAAGAAUUUCAGGUGGACAGGUGGAUUAUAUAAAUCAUACGAAUCCCGAAGUUAAACGCCUAGUUUACUUUUUUUCGCAAACUCAACAUGGCUAGCGCACCAAAUAUGAACGCUGUCCGGGAAACCAUGGAUGUUCUGCUGGAGAUAUCUAGGCUUUUGAACACAGGACUUGACAUAGAGUCCCUUUCCCUUUGCGUGCGACUUUGUGAACAAGGAAUCAACCCCGAGGCUCUGUCUUCCGUUAUAAAAGAGCUCCGCAAGGCCUCUGACGCAAUGAAGGUGUCAGAAAGCAGCAAAGGUUAAGAGCCGAAGAAAUGCAUAAUGAAGGAAAGGAUCAGACUGACAUUAAACGCGUUAAACAAACGAUGAUUUCCCAUACUUUAUGGGAUGCCACUUUGGUCGCUUUUAAGUUAUGCAGUAUGGCAAAGUAAUUUGCAUGAUGUCUUUGUGACAGUUUGAAGCAAUUGAAUCUGAUCAUUUUGAGCUGUGGGCAUAUACAUAUAUGUGAUGAAAAUUUGAAUUUCAUCAGGAAUGAAAUGUAUGCUGUACUUAGCUGUGCCCGUUUUUUCAGUUAACUUCCCCCAAAGUGGUGUCCUCAGCAGCUUGGUAUUUUGCCUGAAGUGGCUGUCUUGGAAAAGCAGUUGGUUGCUUGUCAACCUGAAACACAAUAGAAAGUCUUAAAGACUUGAAAAAUGGCUGUUUGUCUGCUUGAUGCUUAGCAUCUAAAGAGAGAGGAGACAGUGGCCUGUGUUUGACAAGGGGAUUUGUGUUUGACCUCAGGCCGUUUACUUGUUUGUUUAAAGUGUCUUCCCUCAACAAACACCAACUCUGAAGCUCACCCUCUGAACUUUUUGCUAUAUAUAUAUAUAUAUAUAUAUAUAUAUAUAUACACACACACACAGUAUUUUUUUAUCCGGUUAAUCCUGAAUUAUUUAAAUAAUAAGUAUGUUUCAGCCUGGGGGAGCUGUUUUUGUGUUGUUAAUUUUUGUUACAGCUUUGAUGUGAGAUUUUUAAAAAUUGAGUAUUAAUUUCUUACACAUUUGAAUAAAAUAAAAUCUUGCUGAAGAUGUAUGGAGUGGUUUAAGUCUCAGUCCAGUAGAAUCUACAUUUAUUCAAGCUGCUCGUCAUAAAUUAGACCCACUGUUUCAUUCUCAGUUUUCUUUUUGCCAUCUUAUGUUUUAAUGUUUAUUAUCAGUCAGAAUGCCUCGUGUAAAUUUACUUCAAGUGCAACUGAUGAAUUAUGUCUGGUUUUGUGCGGAAAUGUACAUGCAGUACUAUCCCACACCUAGAUACUGUAUCCACCUUGCAGUCCGUGUGGUUACUCCUAGAAAAUUAGUCUUUCUGUAAAGGAUCAGUGAUUAUACAUCCUGUCGCUAAAUUAGAUUUUCAGAUUUGUAUUUUAAUAUUUUUUAACAUAAAAUCAUGCAUGCAAAAAUAAAGACAGCAUUUCCAAUUAAUACACAAUAUACAGUAUCUCACUUGUCACAAUGCAAUUUCUCCAGGCAGUUGCAUUAUAUGCCCACAGGGUGGCGGGAGUUAGCUGUUGGAGGAGUUGCCUUUCUAAACAUGUAAAACCAUGGAAAAUACUUGCAGUUAGUCCUCAUCAGGGUAGUGAGGAUGCAAACUUUGUCAGUGGUUAAUUAAUCACAGGUAUUUGUCUUCACAACUUCAGGUAAAUUGACUGAAAAUGGCAGUAAGGAUGAUGAGAGGGAACGUCUAUGUAUGAAUGACAUCAUAUUUCUAUAUAACCUGCAUACUUUUCAUAUUUGAAUAUUUCACUGAACCAGAUGUAAGUACAGUAGUGUAAAUGUAAUUAUUCACAUUGUUUAAUGUUUGUUGUUGGCUUUAAAUGGAAAAUAAUACUUUCAAAUAUCUGUUUCAAUUCACAGAAACAAACUGCAGAUGCAUUGAUUACAUUAAUGCACAGGUUUAAAAUGUUUGAAGCAGUUAAUUCCAUAUACUCAUGGAAAUAAGAACUCAAAGCAGGACUAUUUCUGUUAAUUUAGUGGCCUCAGUGGCCUUGCUUUCUGUAAUACUCAAACUUCCUGCUACUUAUAAUAAGAUAAAUAAGCUUUUCUUCAUGAUCCGACAGUGCAGACUCUACAUUAUGAAAUGCAGCAGUUCCUUUUUCAACUACAGCAACCCCAUUUCCUCAAUGAUUACCUCUUUAUUGUGAAUUUGAAAAGAUCCAACUCGAUUAGAUUGACACCACAAUGCAUGUAAUAUAAGAUCUACUACAGUACAACCUGGGACAUUACAGAUUAAAAUAAAAAAUAUAUACUGUUUGCACGGCAGACAGCCUUAUCCAAGCCUUACCUUGCGAUUUAUUUACCUUAGCUUCAAAACAAGCUGAAGUGACUUAGGUUACAGUAGGCUACCUUGCUCAGGGCUGUAACAGCAAUAGGCAGUGUGGGUAGCCUAACUGGUCAUUUAAACCACAAACACUCUGGCUGCAGGCCCAGUUCUCUCACCACCACUCCGCACUGAAUUAUUUGGAUUCCUUUGUUCUGACCGUUGCAGAACCAAGGCCGCGUUUCUUGCGUCUUGCCUAUGUAGAUGCAUUCAAAUGUCUUACGCGAUUAUUCAGGGACUGCGAACGUGAAGAUAACGGGCGGCGGUAGCCGGUGAGCGAGGCCCACCCCCGGGGAAUCAUAACCUUGUCCGGCUGUGCCGGUAUGAGCGCGCCCGGUCCUGAAGCCGGUUCCCCGAGCGUGGCUCCGUGUGGAGGACUAGAAAUGUUUAGCGAUAGUCUGUCGCUCUGCUGGGCUGUGUCUUUACUGUAAGUCAGGACCCCGAAACUGGAAACUGAUGCAUCCCUACUCCCAAACCACCCAUUAGGAGGCGCUGUUUCCCAAGGGCUUGUGGGUGUCGUCAAUCACCGCAAAACGUCAGCAGUGGGGGGGAAAAGACGAAUCUUUAAUUAACGUUAAGCUCAUUUAAUUUUUUUAAUAAAUUAACAGAAAAAAAAACAAGUGCAGAAAUUCAUUUUUGUCAUUCGAAUUUUCACGUUUCACGUUUAGUAAUCAAAACAUAUCUGGCCUUUAAUUGUGUUAGAAUUCUCUUUUCGAGCAUUGUUAGAAAUGCAGGUCGAUUCAGCCGGUCACAUGUUUCUGAUGUCGAGUCCCCGGUAAUAACAGAACAAACAACUUAAAAUCUAAUUGCUUCAAGUCCGCUCGUUAAUUUGUUGUUGUGCGCAAUCAUUGCCGGCAAAGGAUGCUCAAAGUAAAAGGUUAGCACAUCUUUGUUUUUGCAGAUGAGAUCUGACACCAUGUGAUGAAGGCAACACAUUUUGCUGAAGUGCUUGUAAUCAUUUCUACCUCAUGGAAAAUGAGUCCCUGUUUGUUAAACACCAGACAACACUGGAACAAUCCUCCAGAGAGAUGUUCAAUAUAAUGCACUAAUUAAAUGGAAUAAUUUAAUUACUGUAACUCAGAAAGCAUUCAUCAAUAUAAAUUGUUCCUUGCAAUGCUAUUAUAAUUGAUGUUUGAAUUGAAAUGACUCAGUUUCUAUAGAGACAGGUUUCGUCCCCUUGUUCCCUCCUGCUCCCCUUUCUUCUCUCUUUUUUCUCUCUCUCUCUUUUUGUCCGAUCUUUCAUGUGCCGCUCCUGCCACUGUUUGUUUGAUAGGCAGUAAUAUCACAUUAAUACACAUGUUCCCACAAUUUAGUUUAAUCUCGCGACAUGUAUUUGCACAGUGACGAGAUGGAUAUACCUGCUGACAGAUAGCCAGUGUCCAACUUUUUUUCUUUUUUUAUCAGCCGCGCUUUCAUAAAGGGCCUCAGUGUUUGCCGGGAUCGCUGAGCAUGCCUGACAUCGACUCUGUCUUGAAUUCCACCGGCAGGGAGACGGCACAGAGCUCAAUUCGUCCGAGCAAGCCAAAAUAAUAAAACAUAAUUUGGGCUAAUCUGCCCGAAGAAUGUUGGCUGUUUGAAGCAGACGGUCGUCUAUCUUCCGUGGAAAUAAUCGGCUAUUGACUAAAGCGAGAGAGUCCAGUGCCGGGGUCUGUUCUGCGCCCCUUCGCUCGCAGGUGUCCUCCCGGACAGACAAUCCCGGCCUUGUUCGAAAGAGGGGGAAAAAGGUCCCCACCGAGAGAGAAAAACAGACAGUGGAAACUCUACCUCUCAUUUUCUGAGCUUCCCUGGAAUGUGCUGAAUAAUAAGGACCUCUCAGAUCCCCGUGUAGCAAAAUGGUAAAAAAAAAAAAAAAAAAUAUAUAUAUAUAUAUAUAUAUAUACAUAUAUAAAACAGAGAGUGAAUCAAGGAAUCUAGGCUCUCGCAUUACAACAAAUUACAUCCACAGGGUGGAGCUUGUAUUAUCUAUAGCUGGUUUUGUUUAGAUUGUACAUUUAUGGGUGAAUAUGAAAAAUUAUUUUAAAAUGAGAAAUAGAGAUAUUUGAGAAGUGUAGCUCAGGAUUGGUAAAUUUGUACUUAUCCAUAAUUGUGUAAUAAGUGUUGUGGGGAAUGGGUUGUUACAGCAUUGUACAUUUAGCAAUGCUAUUUGACCGUGCAAAUUAAUUCUGUUAAAUUAACUUGUCAUUUAAAGUCCCUCUUAAAAGCCCAUGCAUUCCUGGUCAGUAAUUCCAAAAUAUUGAUUCAUGUUACAGCUCAAAAUUUGUUUUUUUAAGUAGACCAUUAAUGAGAUUUCUGGGUUGUUCUAUUCAGUCUUGCGUUCUUCAAGGGUCAGAGAACAUAUUAAUCAGCUCUAGGAAAUCCAAUUCCGCACGAGAGAUAAUAUUGCUGUGGAGUUACGCAUUUUUUUUUUGUAAUCCCCGUCAAAAGCUUAAAAUGGCGAUAAUAUUGCACGGAGAAUGACGAGGACACGUAAAUUAACCGCGCUACCACCACGCGAAGGCCUUCGUUUCCUAUUUCCGGUUUCAGUGCACAGGACAGCAGCUCAGAGUGUGUUUUCUCUCUCCUAUUACUUCGACCACUUUGUGAAGUUCAGUAAACAGGCAGGCUGUGGCACUUCUCUAAUGGUAGGGGCUGAAUAUGGCUCUAAACACUGUGCAGCCAAUGACCUGUCCAAUCACCUUUUCAGAAAGUCAGGAAAGUGCACUGAAACAAACUCCCGAGACAGAUUUAUUUUCCAAAAUUUGAAAGUAAUUUAAUGUUUCAGUUUAUUCAUUUUUUUCAUUAUUUAUCAGUGAAAUUUCUUUUCCCAAUGAUUAGUGAUGUUCUUGCUAGAACAUACUUGCUUUUAUCAAAGAGCAUUAGAUGCACUCUGGGAGAGAUUCUUUGCAGUUAGGGUUUCUGAUGCACAACUGCCCCACCUCGAUGUGAAAUGCACGAAAAGCCUCAGAUUUCAUCCAUAUCCAUUUCUUUAGUCUUUUUAUUGAAUCUGAAGAAUGAUUCAAGAAAAUUCCCAUUCAUCUCGCCAUAAAAUUCUUUGUCUUUCACCAGUGGGUAAGAUUAGCUUCUGUAUGGGGGAUCAUUCCUAUCAAAUGUGGCUUCCCUCUUCCUUGUUGUGUUUUUGAGAUUUUAAGGACCAGUUCGUGCUUCAGAAUGGAGCAUCGUGGACAGAUCUUGGUUUCUGAAUGUGUGCUGUCCUUUUUUCCGUCAGGUGGAAGAGCCCGUUUUAAAGCUGUUUCGGAUUCAGCUAUCAGCAUAAUGGGUCCAGGGAAGGAUCCAACCCUUUGGCCUGGCAGCGCUCUGUGUGCGCUGAUUAGAUUAUGUCCGACUGCAUUAGUCCUUCGGAAGACAUAUUCCAUUUGGCGUGCAUGCAUUAAUUUACAUAUCCUAUUAAAAGGGAUUUCUCACUGUUCACCUUGACAUAUUUCUGCUGGUGGGAAUUUUUGUUUGUUUGGCAUCCUUGUGCCUCUGCCCAUGGAUGUUAUUUUUAUGUAGACGGUACUGAGAACAUGUGUGCUGAAGUUCCAUAGGUUGAACCGUAAGUCCUCAUUGGACAUCCCUGAGCCAAUCAGAGCCUGAAGGGACGAGUGUAUAACCAAUGGCAUGGAUGUCAGGGACAGUGGAUUUUUCUCCAGCACAGAGAAGUAAAUGGAAGCGGAACAUACAACCGCACUGUAGAAAGGCACAGAUGACGCCAUUAUUUUAUAACACAAUAAAAAAGCUACUUAGCCAAAUUGUAUUCUGCCCAACGUCUUGGAAUUUGCUGUAAUUUCAUGAACCUUUGUCAGCUGUAUAAAAGUGAAAAAAGCAAUGAUCAACUUAAUUAAAUUGCCAGUGAUACAUUGCCAGUGUGUUUGUUUAGUCGCUUUCGCACACUUAGUACGAGGCCCCGAUGGGCCAGUGUGUGUAGAUGAGACUAUCUCCAUUCUGAAUUCCACUGAAAUGCUCAUUUGUCUAGAAGAACUGCCAGUCUAUUGAGUUUCCACAAGUCGGCCCGAUUGAACAGAGCUCUUCUAAUUUCAACUGAAGCCCCAUCUGAACAGCUGGAGCAGAAAUACUUCAGGACAGUAUAUGGAUCAAAAUCAGUUUCGGUAGAAAUCCAGCCUCGAUGCACAGAACCCAGGUUUACAUGUAAACUCCUUAAAUGAGUCGGGCCUCCUGGGUUAUACUCAAACCCCAUCGUCCCCAGCUCUGAAUCAAAACAACCCUCCAUUCUAAAAAUAAUCAGGAAAAUGACACUUUUGGUGGUGAUAUCUGUAUCUAUGCUACGGUUUCACAGUUAGACUCAGAGUUGGAGAUUGUGCAUACUGGGUCUCUCAUGACAUUUUAAACUCAUGCGAAUGGAAGAACUGAAGAACUGGCUGAGAUUAUUAUGAGUUUACCUUUUCCAAUAUGGCUCCCAAAGCACGUGAAACACAUGGUGCAAAAAGAAGUUUGUGCACCUUCGUAGACAAUGACCAAAAUUGUGCCAAAUUUCAGUAAAUUUAGAAAAUGAGUCAAGACUUGUGCAUGCUGGAAAAACAGGAUGCCCAAACAAUGGCGUUCAGUGCGCUGGCAGACUUUAUGUAGAGUGGCCUCUAAAACUAAUGAUACAUUGUUUUUUCAUAUGUCAUUUUUGCCCUCAGCUGGGACCACCAAUGACUGAGUUGGUAUGUGUGGCUAAUUGCAAUGUCCAGGUUUCCUGUGAUCUGCAUCCCGUGUUUAGUGUUCACGUUUCUAACCAGUUGGUGGAUAUAAUGGGCACAGUCUCAUUCGCUGAAUUUUCAGGGUUUUGAUGCAUUUUACAAAUGUGGUUUCUAAGUUUGUAAUUCCUGUUUGUGGGGGGGAAAAUCUAUUUCCAAAAAAGAGACACAAGCACUAUCCUCUCACAAAAGGACAAAGAGAUGUCUGGUGUGAGAUUAUCACAGACAAUGGUUAGGAGUCCUGUGGUUCACGUUGACUAGAAUUUGGCUGCACAAUUCAAGAACACGUUUAUUUAUGAAUUGCUUUUUUCCGUCACGAACAUACCUUCAAAUCACUGUAUUAGACACAAUUUCUUUGGUAGUAGUUAUUUAAAAUGUAGAUAAUGUAAAAUGAACUGAAUAAGUCCUAUGCGAACACUGCUAUACAGCAAUUACAUGUGUUUGAUAAGAUACCAAACCUCUCUGCGAUUAUGAGGUUUUGGGUUUUGCUCGUAGUUCUGAAGUCAGUGAAGAAAAGGGGCACCUUCACGAUUAAAGAGAUCAGCAUCCCUUGAAAAGCAGACCUGUCAAUCAUUGCUGUGCUCUGAGGAAAUCUCAUUGCCACAUGUUCUACAUUCUUUGAGAAAACCUGGGGAAAUUAAUUUGGUUUCAUAGGCUCGGCUACAACAACGAAAUCUUUAAAAGAGUGUAUAUUUCUGGGGAUACAUUACUUCAGUAGUUAGGAGGUUUCCCUCGUGAGGACUGUAAGGUCCUUACUGUAUUGUAUUUUAUUCCAGGGCUGCGUUCCUCCUCAGUGGUUCUCAGUCAAGCAGAUUGCUUGGUUUAAUCUCCGUCAGACUUUGUAUCUCAUGUUGUUUUUUUUCAGUCAUGGAUGUGCAGUUGGAAAUGUUUUCUUUGCUUUAAGAGGAUGGCUAUGGCUGCUACCCUCAAAUUUUCCUCUUGCAUUCCACAAAUCUAAGAUGCCUGAUUUUUAAGCCACAGAUCUUUACGAGCUUGGUGGUCACUAAAGUUUGCAAUAAAUAUUGCGUUAACCUGCGUCUAUAACCCUAAUCCUUGUUUCUGAAUGGUAAGAUAAAGUAAAGUUGGAAUGGUAUGGAUUUCUGAAUAAUACAGUACAGUUGCCCUGUAAGUAGCAAACUAAUCAAAAUUGAACUUUUUAAAAACAAUAUUUUUUGUGCCAUUUCAUAUAAAAAAUAUUUGUCAAUCAUACAUUAAAAUAAUCCCUUAAUCAAUACACAUUGUUCCAUCCAGUGUCAUAUAGGCACAGGCAGCUUUAAUAUAGCAUUCAGACUGCAUUUCAAAGCACAUUGCAAAAUGUUCAGUGUUAAAUCAACUCUUAUGGCAUCCAUAUGGUUCCCUAUGGGCUCGUGUGUGCUCUGUUAGAGUCGAGUUAGCACUGGAUGUUUUACAUUCACAGCAGCUGGACAUUCAGCAAAGGCAGGAAAGGGGGUUGCUGAGUGUCAGGCCCUGCUAAGGCACUGAUCUGGCAUGUGAUUGGGCCCCAGGUAUGUUCUUGAGGACUAAUAUACUGCACGUUAUAAUCUUUCUGCUUGUUUAUCUUUCACAAACAUUAAUUAUCAAUUUAAUUGGAAAUUCAAAAUUUGGAGAAAAAGGGGGUGAAAACAAGUUAAGUAGAGAAAUAUAAGAUCACUUUUUUAAAAAAUGAGAAUUUGUUAAAAAUAUAUUAUUUAUAUUUAUGGACAUCUGCAGAAUAUUAGAAAUAAUACUUGUUAAAAAAGGAGCAUGAAUGUCAAGAAAAAAUCAGAGUUUUAAUUAAGAAAGGGCUAUUUGGAAAACAAAACCAUGAUAAAGUUUUCAGAUUGUGAACAAUUUGUAAUUUUUAAACUGGUUUUUAAUAAUUAAGAGCACUUUGGCAUCAAAGAGACUGGGGGUUUGUUCAAAGGUAUUAAUUAGAACUUCAUUUAUGCAGAUGCCUGAGAAAUUUGCAUAAAAAGCAAUUCCACAGAUGGGUUUAUUGAGUAAUGAAUGUUUCAUCGUGUAGCGUAACAUCUGCUUUACUGCAAUGUUGAGAGACCCGCUGCUUAAGAACAUCUUGACAGAAAUGAAGGAAAGAGGUCUUUGGAAAAGUAAGAGGAAAAUGGUUGAGUAGCUUGGAAAGUGUAAAUCUGUUUGUAAACCAGAAAAUCUGUCUGUUGUAAUUUUUUCUUAUUAAAAUGUAACAUUGUAAAAUGUUUCUUAUUAAAGCUCCUUUUGGAACACA
Anguilla anguilla (European eel) is the source of this 9335-nucleotide messenger RNA. It is a transcript of the gene mzt1, whose product is annotated as mitotic spindle organizing protein 1. The transcript is spliced from 3 exons. Gene Ontology annotation, biological process: gamma-tubulin complex localization; microtubule nucleation by interphase microtubule organizing center; mitotic spindle assembly. The record is from RefSeq and is a predicted model, not a curated record. Gene Ontology annotation, cellular component: spindle; interphase microtubule organizing center; centrosome. The coding region runs from base 174 to 389 and encodes 71 amino acids. Lineage: Eukaryota; Metazoa; Chordata; Actinopteri; Anguilliformes; Anguillidae.